AUGCAGGCUCGCUACUCGGUGUCGGACCCUAACGCCCUGGGAGUGGUGCCUUACCUGAGCGAGCAGAAUUACUACCGGGCGGCGGGCACCUACGGCGCCAUGACGGGCUCCAUGGGGGUCUACUCGGGCCACGCCGAGCCCUACGCGGCCGGCAUGGGGCGCUCCUACGGGCCGUACCACCCCCACCAGCCGACGGCGCCCAAGGACCUGGUGAAGCCGCCCUACAGCUACAUCGCGCUCAUCACCAUGGCCAUCCAGAACGCGCCCGACAAGAAGAUCACCCUCAACGGCAUCUACCAGUUCAUCAUGGAGCGCUUCCCCUUCUACCGGGAGAACAAGCAAGGCUGGCAGAACUCCAUCCGCCACAACCUCUCGCUCAACGAGUGCUUCGUCAAGGUGCCCCGCGACGACAAGAAGCCCGGCAAGGGCAGCUACUGGACGCUCGACCCGGAUUCCUACAACAUGUUCGAGAACGGCAGCUUCCUGCGCCGUCGGAGGCGCUUCAAGAAGAAGGACGUCUCCAAGGACAAGGAGGAGGCCCUGCGCGACCGGCACCUCAAGGACCCCGCCAAGGCCGCCGACGCCAAGGACGCCCCGCCGGCCCCCGCCCCGUCGGAGAAGAAGGUGGUCAUCAAGAGCGAGGCGGCCUCGCCCGACCUGCCCGUCAUCACCAAGGUGGAGACGCUCAGCCCGGAGAGCGGCGGCGGCGGCGGCGGCAGCGCCCUGCAGGACAGCCCGCGCAGCGUGGCCUCCACGCCGUCGGUGUCCACCGAGAGCUCCCUGCCCGGGGACCCCCACCACCCGGGCGCCAGCAACGGCCUCUCGGGCUUCAGCGUGGAGAAUAUCAUGACCCUGCGGACGUCCCCGCCGGGGGAGCUGAGCCCGGCGGGCCGGACGGCGGGCCUGGUGCCUCUCAGCUACGCCCAGGCGCAGCCCGCCCCGUCGGUCUACAGCCAGGCCUGCAGCCAGGCCGGCCUGGGGGAGGCGGGCGGGAGCUACCAGUGCAGCAUGCGGGCCAUGAGCCUCUACGCCGGCGAACGGGCGGCGCCUCACCUGUUGGACGACGGCGCCGAGCAGCAGCAGCAGCCCCCCGACGGCGCCGCCUCGCCCCUAGCCGCCCUGAAUUUGGCCUCGGGGCAGCAGCAGCAGCAGCAGGAGGCCCCCCCGGCGGCCGCCCACCACCCUCACCACCUCCACCACCACCACCAAGCCAGCGGCCAGGCCUCCUGGUACCUGAACGCCCCGUCGGAGCUCAACCACCCGCACCUCUCCGGCCACCACCACCCCUUCGGCUCUCAGCAGCCCGGCUUCCCCAACGUGCGGGACAUGUUCGGCUCUCACCGGCUCGGCCUGGAGACCUCGGCGGCGCCGCUGAGCGACCCACAGGUGAGCACAAACGCCAGCUGCCAGAUCCCCUAUCGGUCCGCGCCCUCCAUUUACCGCCACUCCGCCGCCCCUUAUUCCUACGACUGCGCCAAGUAUUGAGCGGCCGGCGGGGCUUUAAACUUUAAAAGGCCCGGCAGAGAACGGGGGGCUUUGAAGCCAGCGCUGCGGACGCCCCGACGGAAGGCCGGCCGGCCGCCCCCGCGAGUCCCAAGCGCCUUGCGGACGGAUAAGCUCGCCUUUGGCUCCAGGCUCAAUAAGUGCUACUUGAAAAAAGGAAAGAAAAAGAAAGAAAAUUGAGGAGGUGUCUUUUUUGGGUUGGUUUGUUUCAGUAAAAUAGGAUAGUUUUUUUUAAGGCCAAAUUUCUGUACCAGUGGAAUGGUGAUCUUCCAGGAGGAAAAAAAAAAUUAUGAUGGGUCGCCAAUUCCAAAAUAAAUUAUGAUGGGACGCCAAUUCCACAACGACCUCUGAUAAAUUUUUUUUCGAAAAAGAAAUUUAGAUACGAUUUUAUAUAUAUAUAUACAAAUAUAUAUGUCCUGGUUGUUGGAAGGGUUUUUUUUCUUUUGCUGGGAGGUGGCAAGGAGAAAGUGCUUUUUAUUGGCGUUGUAAAAUAUGUGUGGAUUUCUAAUUGGGCUUGUGUGGAGAGCCGUUAAUAUAAUAUUUAAAGUUGAGUUCACUGGAUGAUCCCAAGGUUUUUUUUUCCUUCCAUAUUUCCCCGCUGCCAAAUUGAAAAAAGAAGUUAACUUUUUUUCUGUGUGUGUGUGUUUGUGUGAGUGUGUACAAGGACC
Eublepharis macularius is the source of this 2171-nucleotide messenger RNA. It is a transcript of the gene FOXC2, whose product is annotated as forkhead box C2. Gene Ontology annotation, biological process: cell differentiation; regulation of transcription by RNA polymerase II; anatomical structure morphogenesis. The transcript has a single exon. Gene Ontology annotation, molecular function: RNA polymerase II cis-regulatory region sequence-specific DNA binding; DNA-binding transcription factor activity, RNA polymerase II-specific. The record is from RefSeq and is a predicted model, not a curated record. Bases 1 to 1485 code for a protein of 494 amino acids. Lineage: Eukaryota; Metazoa; Chordata; Lepidosauria; Squamata; Eublepharidae.